ACAUCAUGCACAUAUUAACCUAACGUCGACCAAUACCGGCGGAGGAUGACACUUAUUAUGUAGACCAUCCAUACCUGAAGACACACAGCUGCGCACAGAUAUAACCAUUAUACAACCACACCAUAGUUUCACGCUGUGAGGAAAUGAAGAAAAUUAUUUUCUUAGUCAUCUGUGUGACGUCGCUUCCAGUAUAUUUCUUCUGUCUUGCACAAAUGAAAAACGUUAUUUCUGCUCUACACGUCUUCACUCGUUUUGGAACGAAGUCUGACAAGAUUCACACUCGUCGGGCUUCACCAAGUGUCACCCGAACAAUUCAGCAAGAUGAGACAACUCGUCCAAACCAGUAUGGCGUCAUACCGGAUGUAGCACCACCAAUGGACGUCUUGGUUGACAAAUACAUAAUUUAUGACUGCAAUUAUGUUUGUGGCGGUCUGGCUGACAGACAGAAAGGUAUAAUUACAUCAUAUUUAGUAUCACAGAUGUUAAAACGAAACUUUGGAUUAUCCAUGAAAAGACCUUGUGAAUUUUCAAAUUUUGUCAUUCCAAAUCUGGUUGAAUGGCGUGUUGAAAAGACAAAGCUUAAAGGUCGGAGUCACGAAACUAAGAGAAGCAUUAAUAGUAGAUGGCUUGGACAAGAAAUGAAACACAAGAGUCUGGAAACGAUGUAUGACAAGGAUGUGACUUUCUACAUGGGAAAUAUAGAUUAUGUGCCUAGUCUCAUGCAGAACCCACUCUUUUCUACUGUGAAAUGGGCACAGAACAAAAGUCACCAUGAUAUAUACAGAAUCGCAUUUUCUCAGCUCUUCCGGUUUUCCCCCAAUACACAGUCAAAGUUCGAUUCCUUUAACGCUAAAGAAGAAAGAGCAUCUAAAACCUUAAUUUGCGCACAUCUACGUAUGGGGAAAUCAAAUACCAUACCCAGUGAUGAUGCUAAAAAGUCCCGACCUGAUCUGGAUUCACUAGUUCUGUUUUUACAGAAACAGAUACAGUUUGCUGAUUCGUGUAGAUUGUUCAUAGCAACGGACUCGGACGAGGCCAGAGUUGUGUUAAAACGAGCGUUUCCUGAACAUUUCCUGGAGAUCGAAGGUCAAAUAGUUCACAUCGACCAGCCUCACGGAGGUGCUGUUUGUUCUGGCAUGGAGAAAGCUAUUUUAGAUGAAUAUAUUCUCUCAACGUGUGACACUCUGAUAAUGUCGAGAAGUGGUUUUAGCCGAAUGGCUGCCGUCGUGAGGGGCUCUGAUGAGGGAUUGUUUUGUGCUACCCAGAAGAACAUAACACGAAGCAAACGAUUAAACCCAACAUAAAUGCUUGAAAUAAUUACACCAAAUGUUGUUGAAUGAUUUCAAACAUUAUUGCUUCCUGAAAAAGCUUCUUGUCUACGUAGCACUGAAUGUACCUGAAACACAACUUGACAGUAUUCUUUCUGAAGCAAGUGAUAUCCGGGUGCCAUAUACCUUGAUAUAGAAAUGUAUGGCUUAUGUGUUGAUAAUAAUAUCAACAUUCACACACUAACAUACGUUGAACCCCGUGGAAAUUCCGGGUUUGUUUAAUCUUUGCUCAGAAGCUUUGCGAUCAAGUUUACAACAUGCAAGGCCCCAGUAAAGCUUUCAAAAAGUUUUAUGUCAAACAUGAGGAGUACAUUUCCAAAUUUGACGCAUCAGUGACAAGAACAUCCGAUGUAAUUCCCUAUUUUGACUUGUACCAUAUGCUCCCGU
Messenger RNA from Haliotis rufescens (red abalone), 1715 nucleotides. RefSeq lists its product as uncharacterized. The transcript is spliced from 2 exons. Lineage: Eukaryota; Metazoa; Mollusca; Gastropoda; Lepetellida; Haliotidae. The record is from RefSeq and is a predicted model, not a curated record. Bases 144 to 1304 code for a protein of 386 amino acids.